Messenger RNA from Staurois parvus, 250 nucleotides. NCBI's taxonomy places the organism in Eukaryota, Metazoa, Chordata, Amphibia, Anura, Ranidae. The record is from the annotation of a GenBank genome assembly.
UCCGCCUCCUCACCGAACUAAAAGAAGGAGCAGCCGCUCCUCUCCCCCACUGACACUAACGAUGGGCACUAUUCCUCCCACUGACACCAACGAUGGGGCACUAUUCCUCCCACUGACACCAACGAUGGGGCACUAUUCCUCCUCCCCACUGACACCAAUGAUGGGGCACUAUUCUCCCCACUGACACCAACGAUGGGGCACUAUUCCUCCUCCCCACUGACACCAAUGAUGGGGCACUAUUCUCCCCACU